AUGUUCGGCGUCGUCUUCCCCAAUCGGAGUUUCCCAAUGGACAUCUCAACCUUCGUCCAAAUCGAUACCUUCCACUGGGUUCUCGACAUGAACCACUUCGUCGGUGAAGCAUACGAUCAAAUCGGAGAGAUGUGUAUCUUCUUACUGAACAACUUCACUCUUCCACCAGAUAAAGCAUUAGCUGUCUACGUCCAAUCUCCAGGAUCCGCUUUCGUUUUCUGCGGUGCCGUAACCCUAAAUCGACCAUCGGCUGUUUUGUCUUUACAGUGGCCGGAGCCAGGAACUGCAGCGAAGAUGCAACUCACGGCGGGGGAUUCAACUCCUUUGUCUGCGAAAAUCGGAAUCUCGGUGGAGGAUGCGGCGGCGCUUCAGUCGAUGGAUGUAGCGGCGGGGAGAAGAAUCGAGCGAUUGGCGAUGAAAGUUGGAGAGAAUCUGUUCAAUUUUAUGCAGUCGUUUUGUGGUGUUGAUGGAAGUAAAUUGGUGGUUCCGAUGGAUAUUUUGGAUCGCUGGUUUAAGAAGUUUCAGGAGAAAGCAAAACGUGAUCCUGAUUUUCUCAAAAGCUUCGCUUUGUGA
Messenger RNA from Arabis nemorensis, 573 nucleotides. The record is from the annotation of a GenBank genome assembly. NCBI's taxonomy places the organism in Eukaryota, Viridiplantae, Streptophyta, Magnoliopsida, Brassicales, Brassicaceae.